Messenger RNA from Nylanderia fulva, 723 nucleotides. Lineage: Eukaryota; Metazoa; Arthropoda; Insecta; Hymenoptera; Formicidae. The record is from RefSeq and is a predicted model, not a curated record.
UCACUUACUAAUAUGUUGGCAUUUAGAAGGUGGCAUUGCACAUUCUACUAUUGUGGCUGAAUUUCCAAAUGAUUUUAUCCUACGGAUAUGCAAUGGAAUCCACGUCCUAAUCAUAUUUCUAUCGCUAAGAAAUUAUCUUUGGAUGCAUUAUUAAUAACUACUGCAGAUGGUAAAUAUCACUUAGUCAACAGAAAUGGUCGCAUUGAAAAAAGUGUAGAUGCACAUAAAGGGGCAACAACAGUAGGAACAUGGAAUAAUGACGGUUCUGCAUUUUUGACUGCUGGUGAAGAUGGAUUGAUCAAGAUCUGGUCUCGAAGUGGUAUGCUCCGAUCUACAUUAUAUGGUGAAAGCAAAUCGCUUCCCAUAUUAACAUCAAGCUGGAGUCCUGACUGUUUAACUAUAUUGUACUCUCAGGGUACAAAUUUGAUUCUGCAAUCAUUUAAUUCUAAUAGCAAAUUAAAUAAGUGGCAUGCGCAUGAUAGUCUCAUACUUAUUACUUGCUAUGGCAACAAUGGUCUCAUACUUUCUGCUGGCGAAGAUUGUAAAUAUAAGAUGCGCUUUGAAUUAACAAAGCUUAAGCCGCAGUUGGAAGCAUCAGCGAAGGACACGGCAGAGACAUUAAGGCAGAUAGAAACAGAAGAUGCAAGCGUCAAACGAGCAACGAUCUUAGUAAAGAAAGACGAAAUACUGCAAAUACACAGGCCAAAAUCGCCAAGCAACUGA